AAGGUUGAGAAAAUAAAAACCCAAAACCACCGUCGAAAGACAAGGAUCUUGAAGUCGAAGUGAGCAUAUUUCUACAAACACCCCAAAUCCAAUCAUAAAUCCAUCCUUCCAUCCUUCCAUCAACAUUCAACCAUCAAUAUGGGAGCUCUCCUCAACCUAGUUGACGCAAUACUCUUUAUUUUCUUCCUCUUAAUCGCGGCGGCCGCGCCGUUGAUCGACGCCCAGACUUGUCUGCCGCUGACCUUCUUCCCACAAAUCCUCAUCGAUAUCAAGCAAUGGUACAUCCGACAGUAUGGAGAUUAUCUUGUCUCCGAGAAGCCCCAUUUUUUCGUAGGCAUUGUUACCCACGAACUUGUGUUUCAGUGGCCACUCGCCAUUCUUAACAUCUUUGCAAUUCUUACUUCUAAGUCUUGGUUUAACACCACGUGUUUGAUGUACGGCGCCUCUGUUGUCACUUCCAUGGCGGCUGUAUUGGCGGAUCUGUUCGGAUCGGGAAAGGCUUCUGAUGAGCUGAUAAUGGUCUACUUUCCGUUCAUGGGUCUGGGUGUUUUGGCCAUUCUACGUGGGCUGCUGGGGAAUCCUGCAAAAACGACGACAUUGAAUAUAGGCAAGAGAUCUGCUUUGGGGAGGAAGAAGAAGGCUUGAGAUGGUUUUUAGUAUUUAGAGAGUUUGCUAUUUCAUUUUUUGUGUGAACACCUGUUCUUUCUUUUUGCAUUCGGGAUUUAUACAGAAUUUUAUUUUGAAUGUGAGAAGGUUGGAUUUGACCCAAUGUUUUUAUUGGAUCCAGAACGGUUUAAUUUGUGGAGGAUAUU
Molecule: messenger RNA, 812 nt
Organism: Pistacia vera
Lineage: Eukaryota; Viridiplantae; Streptophyta; Magnoliopsida; Sapindales; Anacardiaceae
Product: sigma intracellular receptor 2-like
Exons: 2
Coding region: 139-645 (168 amino acids)
Cellular component (GO): endoplasmic reticulum
Source: RefSeq, a predicted model, not a curated record